GCUAUUUAAAGGUCCAACAUAAUCUUGGUUCAUGCUCACUCCAAGAACCUCAGUCCCAGUUCUAUUUCUAUAGCCGUUAACACUUUCCAUUUUUCAUCAACUAUAAUUUCAAACCCAUGUUUCCCAAUUAACCAUGUAACAUCCAAAGUACAACCUUCUUUAAAUCACCACUAAACCAUUGCCAUCUAAAAUUAAACUCUCUUCAUAGCUUCAACCAAAUGGGUUGUUGUAUCAGCAGUACCCCAAAAGAUGACCAAAAUACCCUCAAAAACCAAGAAAAUGCCAUGCAAGAAGCAAAGUGCAGAGUUCCACAACCACAGCCACAAUCAAAAUCACCCCCAGUUACUGUUGAAGAAGAGUCUGUGAAAGAAGUUCUAUCUGAAACUGAAACACCCAUUUCAAAACCCCAAAAAGUUUCAAUUUUGACACAAGAAACAAAGCCCCAAAUGCACAAUAUGGAGAUUACAAAAGAACCCAUCAUGAACAAAGCAUUUGAGGAACCCUCUGAUGUUUCUCUCCUUUCAGAAACAUGCAGUGUAGGUGAGAGUUUCUCCACCACUACCACCGUGCCGGAAUCGAGAGAAGAGGAAGUUACAAGCAAGCGAAGAAUCAGAGAGGGAACUCGGAACCGGAAUAGAACUCGAAAUCACUCCGAUGUAUCAAGGAAGCAUUCUUACACAGUUGAGGGGAACAGAAUCGGAGGGAGAGAGCGACGCCGGAUCAAAUCACCGGCGAAGGUUCCCGAGAUUCCACCGGAGAAGAAGGUUGUAGUGAGUGCAGGAUCGGUUCGUCGGAGGGAAUUUCCCGAAAAAGUCCGCCGUGAUCCCGGCGGAAGUGAAAGUGUCCGCCGGAGAUCGAGAUCGCCGUCGUGUUACAGGACGGUUGGCAGCGGUCAUUGUCGGAGUGAGCUCAGGCAGGCAGAUAGCGCCGGACGGAAGUUACCGCCGCCGGGUAAGCGUGAGAGUGAGGAGGUCAUUGGGGAGACACACGACGGCGUUUUAAUGGAGGAGUCAAUUAUGAAUCCGCAUGUUUCUUUGGAGUGCUUUAUUUUUCUGUAGAUUUCGGAAGCACGUUUAAGCGAUUUUCAAGGGUUUGUUUUGUAGAAGCGAUUUUCACAUUAACAUUUUUUGUUUGUUUUGUGUUGCAAGUUAUGUUUGGAUUUACAAUGAGGUUUGUCAAAUCAAACAUGGACAAAAUUGAGUUUGUUUGAGUGUUUGUUUGUGUAGUGAUUUGAGUCUUUUUCUCACGAAAUUGCAUGUGUAUAUUACUAAUAAUGUACAAGGUGGAAAAUGUUAAUUUUUUUUUUUUGAAUUUAAGUAUUGUACUAUUGUCUAGGUUUAAGUGUGUGUUUGUUUCAAAGAUUGUGAUGUUGUUAUCAUAAAUGUGAGAUUAAGAUGGCAACAUUUCUACGUUU
Messenger RNA from Lathyrus oleraceus (garden pea), 1414 nucleotides. RefSeq lists its product as uncharacterized. The record is from RefSeq and is a predicted model, not a curated record. The coding region runs from base 219 to 1058 and encodes 279 amino acids. NCBI's taxonomy places the organism in Eukaryota, Viridiplantae, Streptophyta, Magnoliopsida, Fabales, Fabaceae. The transcript has a single exon.